GUUAGAAAUUCCUUUCUCUUUUUCUUUUCCAACUAUAGCACUUUCUUGAACAUUCUUCUCUGUUAAUUCCAAAACCAGCCAACAACAUAACUCCUUGGUUUUAAAUGAAACCUCAUCUAUAAAAAGGAUAUAACCAGUCUAAAAUUAUUAUCAACAUCAGUGAAAGAAAGAUGGCAAAAACACACCAAGUUGGAGUAGCCAUGGACUUCUCUCCUACCAGCAAAUUAGCACUUAGAUGGGCUGUUGAUAAUCUGAUCAACAAAAAUGAUGAAAUCAUCAUGAUCAUUGUUCAACCUCCCUCAGCUGAUCACACCAGAAAAGAGCUUUUCGAAAACACUGGUUCACCUUUGGUGCCUCUAGAGGAAUUGAGAGAAAUAAACUUUACAAAGCAAUAUGGGAUUGCCAAGGAUGUUGAAGUCAUAGAUAUUCUUGAAACUGCUUCCAAAACCAAAGGGGCAAAGGUAGUUGCAAAGGUGUAUUGGGGAGAUCCAAGGGAGAAAUUAUGCAGUGCUGUGGAAGAUCUUCAUUUGGAUUCAUUGGUUGUUGGAAGCAGGGGUUUAGGUACCAUUAAAAGUGUGUUGUUAGGAAGUGUUAGCAAGCAUGUGGUUACAAAUGCUUCUUGCCCGGUCACUGUGGUCAAGGGAAUGCAAUCUUCAAAGUCUAGGCAUUCAUAUUAUUGAUAUUUACUUUAAAUUUAUAUACAUAUGAAAAAAAUAAAUCACUUAAAGUAUUGUACCCUUUGAAUAGCUUGAAUAAUUGUCUUUUUUUGGGGCAUGUUUUGUAUGUAAUUAACAUAUAAAUUUGAGUAGUAUUAGGAAUCAUCUUUACAAUUUAUCACUUAGUUACAUCUCAUAGUGAUAGUUAUUUGCCCUAUAUUAUGGAAUAUGGAUGAGAGACUUGUUUUUAAUAAAAUAAUUAUAG
Messenger RNA from Lathyrus oleraceus (garden pea), 921 nucleotides. RefSeq names its product universal stress protein PHOS32. The transcript is spliced from 4 exons. NCBI's taxonomy places the organism in Eukaryota, Viridiplantae, Streptophyta, Magnoliopsida, Fabales, Fabaceae. The record is from RefSeq and is a predicted model, not a curated record. Bases 171 to 680 code for a protein of 169 amino acids.